AUGGCGUCGCUGAACGCUGCAACGAUGAGUCUUCAGGAUCCUUGGCAGAGCACACUGGUGCAAUUGGGACUCGCGCAUGGAAGUUCAAGUGACAAGGAGACUGUGUUCCUCAACAAUCUCAGGGCACUUGGGUUUACAUUGCGGACGAAGGUCCAAAUGAGAGAGGUCCAGUUCCCUGCAGGGGUUGGCUUGUGCCAGCAGCCUGUGAUUCCGGUGAAAGAGUUGGCUGAGGAGAUCCUGCAGGAUUUCCCUGCAAUCUUACUCUUCGGGCAUGGGUAUGACCAGCUGGACAAAGUGCAAACUACUUUCUCUACUUUCUGGGAGCGCUUCAGGCACACAUGGCCCCAGCAUCCGGUGUUUGAGGUGCAUCACAAUGACCUACACCGCUGUAUCCCCUGCCGUGUCCAUUGCGAUGAGGGAACAUCAUUCCGCAAAGCUGGCAUCUUCCAGCACUCCUGGGGCCCAGUCAUCAAAAGUGGCCCUGCCAGCUGGCUGCACUGUUUCUUUUACACCUGCCUCCUGGCUCAGCACUACAAGGAUGAUAAUCUGGGCUUUGCAGCUGGCAACAGAACACUUGAUGGCCUUCUUGGCCAUUUUGUGGAUGAGGCAAACGAUUGCUUCAUCAAUGGGCUGCAGAGCCCCCAAGGCAAAUUCUUUCUGGUAUUUGUGCGGCUUGAGGGUGAUUUGCCGGCGCAGGGAAAGCUAAUGCAUUCAGCGCGGAAUUUCACCAACGAGCCAAACCCAAUGUGUCCCUGGUGCUUGGCUGAUGAUCGAAACAUUCCAUUCGCUGAUCAUCGUCGAGAUGCUGUAUGGCGGACAACAACAGGAUCACAGAAACCGUGGGGUUCGUGCAGCCCUCUCCAUCGACUUCCAGGUGGUGAUGAGGAAGAGUUCGUGGCAAAGGACUUGUUCCACAUUAGCCAGCUUGGGAUCACAAGAACCUUCGUUGCUUCUUGCAUAUGCUACUUGGUGGACAUCGGCCACUUUACGGCUGGACAUGCGCCAACUGUGGCUGUACCUGUGCGCCUGAAAGAAGCAUAUGAGUGUUUCAAAGACCACUGUCGCCUUGUGCAACGUGAAACGCCGGAUGUGAAGGCAUUUUCUCGGGAAAACCUGGGAUGGAAGAGCCGCAACACAAUGCCAGAGACUUCUUGGAAAGGGUCAGACAGCCGUCUGCUGGUGAAGUGGUUGGUUGACUACCUGCAGCAACCGUGGCUUCGUAAUGAGAUAAUGGAAUGCAUGCUGCUUGCGUUGAUAGCAAUGGAUGACUUUCACAGACUCUGCUACCAGCAGGCUGACAGAAUCUGGCUCACUGCCGCACAGGCGACGUCUGCACGACACUUUCUGUGGCAGUUUUUCCGCAGCUAUGUCAAAGCUGCGAGACUCUGUCAUGAGCAAGCGAAAUUGUUUUUCAACAUCACUCCUAAGUUUCAUUAUCUUUUGCAUAUCCACGAGGAUUUACAGAGAUGUGCUGGGUGCGAGUACGCGCUCAACCCGGCCAGCUUCGCUACUCAAAUGGACGAAGAUCAUGUUGGAGUGGUGUCCCAAAUGGGCCGUACUUGUCAUCCGCUAGCUGUGUCGAAGCGAACAGCCGAGAAGUGGCUGAUCCACAUUUGGCUGAAGUGGACAAAGUGA
This is a messenger RNA of Symbiodinium natans, 1635 nucleotides long. Lineage: Eukaryota; Dinophyceae; Suessiales; Symbiodiniaceae. The record is from the annotation of a GenBank genome assembly.